AUGCCGUUCAAAAAUCAAAUCGAUCGUAUUCUGAACCGCCUACAUCCGAAAUCGGACGAUAAUUCCGGAGGAGCAUAUUAUUGUGGUCACAGUACGAAAACGAUGAACCAGCUAAAAAAUAUGUACAAAAAAUGCAGAGUAUGCCGAAGUUGCUUGAGAUGGCCGUUUACGAAAACCGUAAAAUGUCAAAAUUGUUUUUUGACCAGCCACGAGACUUGUAUGAAAUCGAUAAUGUGCCCGUUGGGAGAAAAAUCUGACGAUCGACCCAUGAACAUAUUCGAAUCUGAAGUUUAUACGGGACAACCUUGGAGGAUGGAGGACCAAUUAUGUGGCUCUACAGCAAUAAUAUAA
Metopolophium dirhodum (rose-grain aphid) is the source of this 351-nucleotide messenger RNA. RefSeq lists its product as uncharacterized. Lineage: Eukaryota; Metazoa; Arthropoda; Insecta; Hemiptera; Aphididae. Bases 1 to 351 code for a protein of 116 amino acids. The transcript is spliced from 4 exons. The record is from RefSeq and is a predicted model, not a curated record.